Eruca vesicaria subsp. sativa (arugula) is the source of this 696-nucleotide messenger RNA. Lineage: Eukaryota; Viridiplantae; Streptophyta; Magnoliopsida; Brassicales; Brassicaceae. The record is from the annotation of a GenBank genome assembly.
AUGAGUAAUCCCGAGGAAACAAAAAUGAAUACUGAGGCAGAGAUUAAUGAAAAUUCUGGUGAAAGUGAUUACCUCUCGAGCGACGAUGAAGAAAUGGAGUUUCGUGAAAUCGUUCUCGCCCUUCCUGCGCUGAGUCUUUGUGGAAGUCCAGUAGUGGACGAAGCAACUCGCCAAAAAGCCAUCGCCGCGGCUGACUUAUUGAUUGCUGCCUCUCAAGAAGCGUUGGUGACCAAAGGUAAUACGGAACAAGGGGUUGGUGGAAGUGGUGAAACAUCUAAAAAGAAAAAGGCUCGUCGUCCAAGGAGGGUUAACUUGGACAUCUUGGCAGAUGUGGCCGGUGAAGAGCCGGCAAAGAAGCCUAGGAAGAAAGGUUCUUCUAAGUUGAUUAACCCACCUGAUGGCCCUCCUAAAUGUAACAUUUGCGGUAAAACUUUUCUUUCUUGGAAAGCUGUAUUCGGCCACUUAAGGGCGCAUAAGGACCGUGGCUACCAUGGUUUCUCUCCUCCGCCCACAUUUAAUGCGGCUGUUGCUGCUUCUUCCGGUGUACGAGGAUCAGGUCUAGGCACCGGAGGAUUACAAUUUGAUUUGAACGUCCACCCAAUUGACGAGGAGGAGGAAACUACUUUAAAGUUUGAUCUCAACAGGUCGCCACCACAAGAUGAUGAAGAAGACGGGAAAAAGGACAAAGCGGACUGA